Messenger RNA from Schistosoma spindalis, 6200 nucleotides. The record is from the annotation of a GenBank genome assembly. NCBI's taxonomy places the organism in Eukaryota, Metazoa, Platyhelminthes, Trematoda, Strigeidida, Schistosomatidae.
UAGAAAGAAAUUAUUUUUUUAUGUUAACAAUCACGACAAUAACUAGAUAUACUCCAACGUUAAAUGUGAAUGCUUUUGGAUGGAAUAAUUUUAAAUAAAUGAAGUUUUGAAUAAAGUCUAUUAUCAUAUCAACAGUUGUGUGAAUUAUUCAUAGUUUUCUUAUAAUGUCCAUGAAUUCCAAAUAAAAUGUUGGAAAAAUUUAAAAGACAAAACAUCUAAUUUAUUAAACUACAACAAAUGGAACAAGAAACAAAAUAUGAUUCCAUGACAUCGUCUCAUUAUUGUUUUGGUUUAAAAAUGAAAUCACAUGAGAUUCAUGAAGGAAAAAGUAAGUCAUUAUGUAGAAAUCCAGUUGGUUCAUCUACAUCAAUAUCUAUGCCAAUUGCAUGGCCUAAAAGAGUUGGAUCAAGGAAAAAAUCAAAUACAAGCACAGAAUUCGACGAAAAAUCCGAAUGUGAAAUUCAAAAACAAUCAUUAACGGAUAUAGUCAAUAACGAUAAAUGCAGAAAAGAAACAGAUACACAAAAACAACGCUUUUGGCGUUUCUUCAGGAUUGGGUUUACGAACAAAUCAAAAAAGCAAAAGUCAGAUUUACUUAAUAAUGAAAUAUCCCCAUUCGAUGCAAUAAGAAAUGUUUCAGCUAAACACUCACAUUUCGUCAAGUAUCUUGCUUUAGAAGGUCCAGUCAACCAAAGUUUAACCUACCUUCCAUCAACGGUCAAAAUGAGUUUGCAGUGGCCUGAUCAAGAAAAAUCAGAUAUAUUUGAUCCCAAUGAAACAAAAAAUUCAACAGUGUGUUUAAACGAAUGCGUUAAUCCUGAAGAAAGUAGCUACAAGAAUGACAACUGUACUAAUGUGAUGAUUCGACCACCUAAAUGUGGACAAAGAAGUUCUAGUGUUACACCAUCAGAUAGGUUUUCAGAAACAUCUAGUGAUAGAAACAUAGAAUCUUGUUCGACAUGCGAAAAAGUUUAUCCAUCAACUCCCAUUGCCUCCAAAUCAACCGUACUUCUCCGUCGCCCAAGAACUCCCACGUUAGGAAGAGCUGCUCUAUUUGUUCGUGCAUCAUAUAUGGGUGUGGAUAAGUCAGGAACACCAACUAGUUUAUCAUUUUCCAAACAAAGUACAAAACGAGAUACGGUCUUAUCAAAUGAUUCCCAUUUCAGUGAUUUUCCGAAUUUAUCCAGUACACAGUCAGGUUUUAUUAGUCGUAGUUCAAGUCUAAACUCUGAACUCAGGGAAUUCAAUCAAAAUACACAGCAAAGUUUUAACCGAUUAUCUGUUAAAAGUAACUCAUCACAAACUAAUUUGCAACCAUUUAAUUUGAAUGGACGUCAGUGUGAAACAAAAAUUCCAAAAGCUACAUCGAGUAGAUAUAAUUGUCAUGCUUAUGAUACUGUUCCGUUGGAUAAACUUGAAUGUUUGAAAUUAAUUCCUUCAGUACAAAUGUUAAGUAAAAGUUCUGAAGUAAAUUCAGAAUCAUCAAAUUUAGCAUUUAUCAAAUCAUCCGAUAAUGUUCCAACUACAAUUUCUUCAUUACAUGGAGAUCAAAAACUACAAUCACAUACUAGUGAAUAUAACACUGAACGAAAUCAAACUCAAGUGAUAGAAUCCAAUAUUUUGCAAGAUACAAGACAUCCUGUUGAUAUGUUGAUUACAUCAUCUUCAGAAACUGAAGUAUCAGUUAUGAAUGUCAAACAACCAAUGAAAUAUGAAUCUAACCGUACUUUGGAAAUCUCUAAUCUCCAGCUUAAUCCACAAUCCUUUUCAAAAAAUUGUGGCAUUAUUUCAAAUUCACGUAAAUCAGUUGAAAUUCCAAAGGCUUCAGUGCAACCUAUAAGACAGAAACCUGUCAAGACUAUCAUUGGAGCAGAAUUACCAACUUCACCAAGAUCUCGUAAUUCACAAAAAUCAAAUCAUCCAUUUUAUACAAAAUUAAAUAAAAAUCCAACAAAGAAAUUCUGUGAAUCAAUUAAUAACACUGAAACCAGUACUGAAAUACCUUUUCCUAAACAUAACUCAGAAUAUACUGAACAGUUUCAAAAUGAAAAAUUGAUUAAUCAUUCAGUUAACAUUGGAUCAUUUGUUUUACGCAGACGUGCUAAACCGGAAUUGGAAAAUGAACAACACAAAGAUGUAUCACUUCGGAUAUCCAUACAAGAAGUUAAAAAUCUUUCAGCUAAAGGACGAUACUUUUGUGAAAUAUGUUUGGAUCGUACAUUAUAUGCGCGUACCACUAGUAAACUGUCAGAUGGAACUGUAUUCUGGGGGGAACAAUUUGAUUUAAAUAAUUUGCCUAUAAUAUCCAUUAUGACAAUAAAUUUAUUCAGGCAAGCAACUUCUGUAAAAGACAAACGGCAAAAAAAUAAAAAUCAGAAUCAAUUUAUCGGUUAUGUUACUAUUCCACUAAACGAUGAUUCAGAACAAUGUGAGAUACAAAAAUGGUUUACUAUGCAACCUCCACAAAUUAAUUCAAAUUUAAAUUAUCUAGAAAAUUUACAAGUUCGUCAUCAACAACAAACAGAUACAAAUCAAAAUCCAUCGACUAAUUCUUCAAAUGGUGUAUCAGGACGAUUUCGUAAACAUUCGAUUCCAGCUUCAUGUUUUGGAUAUUCUAAUUCAUUUUCAAUCAUACCCAAUUCGCAGUAUACUACUAAUAGUAAUAAUAAAUUAAAUGAUGAUAAUGAACUUAAGUAUAACCAUAUGGAACUAUCAAAAAAGAAAUGUUCAUGGACUGCUGGUGUCAGUACAGAUAGUAAUUUUAAUAAAAAUAAUAAAAUUAUUCCUAAAUCAUCAUCAUCUACAUCAACUGCUACUUCACCAAAUCUUUCACCUAAUAGUAAUUCAGUUACAAAUAAUUUUAUUUUACCUGAAAAUUCUUUACCUCAACUUAGAAUGAUGAUUCAUUAUCAAACAGUUGAUAUUCUACCGAUUGCUUGUUAUAAUGAAUUGAAAGAGGUUGUGAUACUGCCUGGAUGCCUGUACCUAAAGGUUCAAUCCACAAGGCAGUGGAGCAACGUCAAGAGAUGCAGUCCCAUAGUAGCCGAUGAUCAACAAUUGGUUCAUAUGCCAUUUGCUUCCUCAGGAUCCUGGAACCUAUGUACACCACUGGUUUGGAAUCAAGGUAUUUCAACUCUCCUAGGUGAACUCUCCGUGUCCACCAACCUGGUUAAAGCGCGGGACAUUUGCUUUUUGUCUUCUGAGUUUCGUAAACAACAUUUCUGCUACAAGAAGUUCAUCAAAACAAAAUAUUUGGAUUUGAUUAGAAACUUAGAACUUAAAUUAUCAGCUAAACAAAAAGAAGAAUUGACCAGUUGUUUUGUAAAUAUUUUUGAAAAACUUCCAGAUUUAUCUGUAGCGGAAUUUUUAUCAGUACUACUUCGUGAAGAUUUAAGUAAUAAUGGAAAAGAAUCUAUGAUAUUUCGAGCUAACUCAGCAGGGUCAAAAGCAAUGGAAUGUUAUAUUAAAUUAGUGGGAACGGAUUAUUUACGAUACACUCUUGGUCCAGUAAUCGACCAAUUACUUGUUAUUGGAGAUGACUUCGAAAUAGAUCCUUCUAGAUUAGGAGCUUCCAAUGAUUCAUCUACUGCAUUAAACAACCGAAAUACAUUAUCUGCUAUACUAGAAAGAAAUCGUACUGCUUUACUAAAAAAUGUUGCAAUGAUCUGGCAAAGAAUUGAAUCAAGUCAAUGUAAACUACCGAAAGAAUUACGUGAUGUUUUUACUGCACUAGCAUUAACAAUUGAAGAAACACAUGGAGUUCAAUCGGCGGCACAUUUAAUUUCAAGUUGCUUAUUUCUACGUUUUAUUUGUCCAGCUAUACAUGGUCCAGUAUUAUUUGGUUUAGCUUCAUCUAUACCAGAAAAUAAUCGUAUUUCUAGAAAUUUAACAUUAAUUGCAAAAGUUUUACAAAAUUUAGCUAAUUUAACAUUAUUUGAAGAUAAAGAAAUUCAUAUGAAAGCAUUAAACUCUUUUAUUGAACCAGAAAUACCAACAAUGUAUAAAUUUCUUCGAUCAAUCGCUUCAAAUACUGAUUCUAAUUAUCAUUUAUCAACUAAUUCUGAUUGUCAUGAAUUUAUUGAAUUAGGAUAUGAAUUUGCAAAACUUACUCAAUUACUUAAUCUUUACGUUAAUAAAAUUAAUAUUACACCACAAAUCGCUGAAUUACCAGAUCUAUUACAGAAUAUUUCAGAGUUAUUAAAUAAUCAAACCUUUACAUCAUGGAAUCAUAAAAGUCAGACCAGUUUUGAAAGAAACACAAAUAGUAAUUCACAUUCUUCUAGAAGUGCAAUACCAAGACAUCAUAGUCUCUCGAACAAUAAUCCUAUUUCAGGUGUUGAUAACAGAAGGCAAUCAGAAGCGACUACCAUCAUAAAACCAUCAUUAACUAAAUUACAUGUAGAUAGAAAACUAUCAUCGGAAGCACCUAUAAAUGUAAAACCAAUACAUAAUCAACAAGAACCUAGUAAUAAUGCUAAUUCAAAUAGUUCAGCUGACAGUAAUGAAUUUAUUUCAAAUAUAAAACAAAAAAAAUCGUGGGAUACAUUUAUUAUACAAAAAGAAUAUUUACCAUGUAAAUUUAAUUCUGCCGAUAUGAUAUUUAAACAAAUACAUAUAAAUGAUCUUGAACAGUCAGAAAACAUGGAGGAGUUAUUAAGUCAAUAUCGUGAACAGUUACGUCAGUUAAAUGAUUGUAUUGAAAAAGUUGGACCGAAUUGUUGUCAUAAUCCAAAUUUAUCUCAUGCUUUAAGUCAUUCUACACAAUCUGUACAUAAGAUUAAAAACCCUUCAAAUAGAAUUCCUAAUAAUAAUGGAAAUAAUAACCAUAUAAACAAUGGAAGAUCUGAUAGAAAUUUAUCAAGACAAAGUACUGAUGAGAAUAGUUAUCGUCAAAUGAAACGAAAAAUAAUAAAUUCGAAAUCCGAUAAUUCAACACCUAUACCGUUAGAUAGUUUGUUGAAAAAAACACAGUGUCCAUAUCAAAAUUCAGACAACAAAACGAAUAAUAAUUCAAUAAGUAAAGAUGAUGAUGAUGAUGAUGGAGAUGAAGGUGAUGAUAAUUAUACCAGUGAGUGUGAUAUCGGUAGAACAUUAGUUCCUACUCAUUCUGCAUCUAUAACUAUUGAUCGUUCAAGUACAAGCGAUAGUGAUUAUGAUUAUGACGAUUGUGAUGAUAGAAUCACAGAAUGUACUACUGAAGAUACAAGUGAAUACGUAAAGAAAACAACCACAAAAAAUAACAAACCAAGAAGAAUUUCCGCAAGACAAAAUCAUUUGUCUGAAUCUCCAAGUCUGGAUCAAUUAGCCGAAAAAUUACAAGAAUUAAAAAAAAUGCUUCAAUUAGAACGUCAAGAAAUCGAAGAAGUAGUAGCAUCUAAAACAGAAGUGAUAAAACAACAAGAAAAAUCUAUUGAACAAUUAGAAUCGGAACUUGAUCAAUUACGUAAAGAUCAUAGACCAUUAAAAAUGAAACCACCGAAUGGUAGACAUACAAGUAAAUCAACUUCACGUACAGUCAGUCCAACUUCAUCACUUUCAUCUGAAUGUUAUUCAUCUAAUUUAUCUGACACAACUCAAAAUUGUCACAGUUAUAAUAAUCCUUUUUAUCAUAACGAUAUACAUAACAAUAAUAAUAAUAAUAAUCACUUUUUUGAUUCAUCAGUUACAAAUUAUCACAGUAAUAAUCAAGGUUUAAAUAAUCUUAGUCGAGGUGAACCAAUCAAUACAGAGAAUUAUCGUACUGAAAAUUUUCAAGAAAAAAUAUUAUGGAGAGGACAAAUGAGUCGAUGUGAACCACAAAUUAGAUGUGAUUCUAACCUACUUUAUUUGUCAAGAGCUAGUGAAGGGACAGGAAUUCCAUUAGGACAUUUAAUUGGAGCAAAUCGUUCAGCUCAUAUUGGACGUCGUGAAUCAGAAACAAAACUUUUGCCACAUUAACAUUAUACUCAUAAGUUAACAUAUAUUAUUAAAAUAGUAUAUCUUCAUAAACUCUUUAGACAAUAUUAAUUAUCUUUUAAUAGUUUAACAAGAACUGCCCACACAUAGACUCAUAAAUGAACUAUUAAUAUAUGAACAUUUUCAUUAAAUGCUAGACUAUGUGUAAGCUGCGACACUGUGAAUACAUUACUAUAUAUAUAUAUAUAUAUAAUACUCGUGUAAACACCCAAAAUCCCAGUGACUUAUUUAAACGAAAAGCAAUA